GCCACCUUGUAGUACCCUAUUUUGCAUGUAAAAACAAAUACAACAAUAACAAACAUGGAUGAAGUGAAAUAUCGAGGUGUUCGUAAGAGGCCAUGGGGAAAAUAUGCAGCGGAAAUUCGCGAUACUAAUAGACAAGGAGGGGUUCGUGUUUGGCUAGGGACAUUUAGCUCCGCUGAAGAAGCUGCUCGAGCUUAUGACAAGGCAGCUUAUAACAUGAGGGGACAUUUGGCCAUACUUAAUUUUCCAGAGGAGUAUAACUUGCCUAGAAGCUCUUCUCAUUUUUACAACAAUUCUUCAUCAAUGCCAUCGUCGUCUUCAAGUAAUGUUCAUGCAAGAAAUGAUCAACAAGGAAAAGGACAAGUUCUUGAACUUGAGUAUCUUGACGAUCAUGUUCUUGAAGAACUUCUUGAUUGUGAUCAACAUGCAAAUAAGAGAAAAUGAAGAUCGUUUUUAUAUCAUUAUAAAGCUAAGUAUAUCGCGUAAUAUAUACUAAUAAUAAACCUUAUAAUGGGGGGGUUUUUAUUUCAAUAAAUACUGCCUUUUUUUGCAUGAAGAGGGAGACGUAAAAUCUUACCUCUUCAUAGCCUAUAUAGUAAAGUUGGAUGGGCCAACUUUUAACAAUGGUGGUGCAUUUUAUGAAUAUAUAUGCAAUGUGUGCUAAUUACCUAUUAAAUUUUGGCCAAUAUUAAUGCUAAUGAUUAGCUAUUGAGUGUAUGUUCAUACCAAUUAAUUAUAUAAGAUUGUGACUAUGGGAA
This is a messenger RNA of Solanum pennellii, 755 nucleotides long. Its product is annotated as ethylene-responsive transcription factor ERF096-like. Gene Ontology annotation, molecular function: DNA-binding transcription factor activity; DNA binding. Gene Ontology annotation, biological process: ethylene-activated signaling pathway; regulation of DNA-templated transcription. Lineage: Eukaryota; Viridiplantae; Streptophyta; Magnoliopsida; Solanales; Solanaceae. The record is from RefSeq and is a predicted model, not a curated record. The transcript has a single exon. Bases 55 to 441 code for a protein of 128 amino acids.